AUGCAUAGUUCACAAAAUUUAAUGAGAUUCUUUAAAAAAAUACAUGCUUUAAUCUUUCUUGUAUUUGGGGUAUCCUCAGUUAUAUGUGGUUUAAUACCAUACCAUAUAAACACAACCGGGUUUCCAGCAAGUGGUAUUUUACAGAUAGACAUUAACAGUACCAUUAACCACCAGACAGCAAGUUCCAUAGAUAUGUCGUUUGAUAUACCAGAAAAGGCUAUCUUCCAAAAUGUGAACGUUUAUAGAAAGCUGUUUAAACCAUAUGACUACACACAAUCAAUCCCAGAACUGCAAACCACUUAUAAGAAGCUAGAGGAAAUCCUGGAAACUGUAAAAGUAAUAAGUAGUUUCUCUAAAAUAGAUGAAACAGGCGGUGUUUAUAUUAGUAUGCCUCCUUACAUAAGAAAAAUUAGAUCCUAUGCAUUUGCAAUCAUUGGCACGGUUUCGUUAAAUUCUAAGCAUAUUAUUUUAAAUGAAAUGGGUCGGGUACAAGGAGAGAGGUCAGACUCCAAUUUUCCGUAUAAUGCACUUGGCGUCACUAGGGAGGAUAUAAAAAAAAUAAUUAUUAAUGAAAUCAAGGAUUCAGUGUUAAUUGAGCAACAACUGAACAAUGUAAUAAAAGUCCUAAAGAAGGCUUUGUGUGAGCCUGUAGAGUAUAAAGAAUACAUCGAUAGCUUGGCAUAUGGGUUCAAUCUUUUGAACAUAGUAAACUUUGUUAGAGUGAAUAGAAUAUUGGAUGUAUUAUAUAUACAAAAAAUGCUGCAGUUUGAAAAAAAUGCUGUUAACCAAAUGGAUGGGUACAAAAAAGCCAGAAGAAUUAAGUUGAAUAUGUUAAAUAAAAAAAUGAGUAAGAAAAGGCGUGCCCAAGAUAUAUUUAAGCAUACACUAACAUCACCCGAAACAUUCCUAUCUAGUGUCUCAGAUGUUAAGUCCAAAAAGACUAUUAUUUACUCAGCGUGCACGCAGAUUCUUAAUCUUAUCCCAUCGUUUUUAAAAGAAAUAAACCUCUUAGAUAUAAAACCAGAGAAAAAAGAAGUCUUACGAACAAACUUUCGCAUGACAUAUGAAUAUGGGAUAAAAGCACUUAAUCAGCUGAAAGUAGUCAAUUCAUACAACUUUGACAACAACCAAUUAACUCAAAUAGAAGUUGAAUUUUCUAUGUGCGUGCAAGAAUAUCUAAAUGCAGCAGAGCUAAUUUCGGAAUAUAUUAAUGAUCUACAAAAAAAUAUAGAAACGCUAUUAUUUAAUUCUGUAAAGCCCCGGAAAAGAACCCCCGAUAUAGCGAAUAAUCUAUCUAAAAUGCUUCAAUUAGACAAAUACCAGCAUAUAGAUGUCAAGAAAAUAUUUUUAAUUAAAAGUAUUAUUUCCUUAUUAUCCAUUGAAAGGGACUUGUGCUAUAAAAAAAAGAAUAGUUUAUAUACUAUUUCAUAUAGUAUUGGAUCAGACAACUCAGAGUAUCCACCAAUAAGCUACAACAUGUAUACCAAGAAAGCAUCAAAAAACAAUAAAAUGAUUAAUAAAGUAAUAAAAAGGUAUGAAAAAAAAUUAGAUAUGCUUUAUGCAUAA
Messenger RNA from Nematocida parisii ERTm1, 1566 nucleotides. RefSeq lists its product as uncharacterized. The record is from RefSeq and is a predicted model, not a curated record. NCBI's taxonomy places the organism in Eukaryota, Fungi, Microsporidia. Bases 1 to 1566 code for a protein of 521 amino acids. The transcript has a single exon.